Molecule: messenger RNA, 5418 nt
Organism: Lepisosteus oculatus (spotted gar)
Lineage: Eukaryota; Metazoa; Chordata; Actinopteri; Semionotiformes; Lepisosteidae
Gene: lonrf4
Product: LON peptidase N-terminal domain and ring finger 4
Molecular function (GO): ubiquitin protein ligase activity; protein binding
Source: RefSeq, a predicted model, not a curated record
CUAUUUAUAUAAUCCCAUGGGGUAUGCAUACAGUAGUCUAUCCUUGUGAUACUGUUUGUGAUGCUCAGGUGAAGCCUAGCAAGGUACACUGGAAAUUUAAUAACGCAAAAGUGUAGGAAAUGUCUUUCUCGGCUCUGUGGUUUCUCUGUGGUGCUCUGUUUUAACACACACAAAAGAAGUACAGUAGCUCCGUAACGAAGAGGUGAAUUUUCUCUUUGUGGUUAUCAAUGGAAGAGGAGAGGAUACAACAUACUUUUCUUCAAUGCGCUUGACCGAAAUUUCGGAUAAAUGAUCAAGGACCGGCGAUCAUAAUCCGAAGGUCAACACUGAAAGGAUUUCUUACUCUGGGGAAACCAGGAUGGACGGACAGUUCGUUAAUGUCUUGGCUGCUAAGAGAUCGCUGCUGUCAGAUUAAAAGGAUAUCUAGGCUACUACUACAGUACCUCAAAGUGCAGAUAAACCUCGCUAGACUGGUGCUUAGGGUACGUUUAAAGUAUACAUUUGAAUGCAAUCUGGGACUACACGCAAUUAACUUUUCUCUUUGCCCUUUUAAAAAAGGCGUAUUCCCGACUCUUACAACGACAUCUCUUAAAAGUGAAACCAACCUGACAAAGUUUAUUGACGAAAAUGGAUCUCUUACUCUGCCCAACUUGCCAUUGUCUUAUGUCCGAGCCCGUGACAGUGUCCUGCGGACAUUCUUUCUGCAAAAGCUGCUUGGGAACGAUUUUACCUUCGAGGUGCCAAAUCUGCAGAGAGAGGUUGAAGCUGAGAGACGUGAAAAACAUAAAAACCAACGUCCUGCUGUUCAGCGUGAUGGAAAAAUGCUACCCAGAAGACACAAAACUGAAGUGCAAUUUGCAGGAUCGUCUUAAAAACUGCGAGUUUACUGAAGCCCUGCGGAUUAUAGAUGAAGGAAUGCGGCUGGCACCUAAUGAUGUCAGCCUGCAAAUUUCACGGGCAGAGGCCAAACUGGGACUACAGCGCUAUAGUGACGCACUGAAGGAUCUGGAUUUGUUAUGUGAAAUGCGGCCCACAUGGACUGAGGUUUUUUUUCGAAAAGGGAACAUAUUCCUGGAAAUGGGAAGAAAAAUAGAAGCUCUGAUUCAAUAUCAUCACUGUCUCAGACUUCAGCAUGAAUUUGCUCCUGCCAAGCAUGAAAUACAAAAGAUACUGCAUUCAAAUGGUGAGUCUGUGCCAGAAGAAGUAGAAGACCUGCUGAAGGUCACCUCGAUGUAUCUGAGGAACGCCUGCCCAGCAGCAGACCCUGUGCUGAGUGAAGACGCCCCACUUUCCCAGCCCUUGGAGGAGGAGAGAGUGCAAGCCUCGGGAGAAACAAACAAAGCCAAAAAGGCCGACAGCUGCGUCAGCCUGAGCCACUCUGUCUCUCUUCUCCCAGCCAGAAAAAAUGAAGAGGAACUGAUGAACAGGGACACUGAGCACCAAAGAAGCGGAGCGAGUACAGAGAUUUGUAGCGACGUCCAAGAGUUUCCUCUCAAUAUGCUCAGUCCAUCGGACUUUGAAUGCCCACUGUGCAUAAGGUUAUUCUUCGAACCAGUCACGACUCCCUGUGGACACACCUUCUGCAAAAGCUGUAUCGAACGAAGCCUUGACCACAAUCUGAGGUGCCCUCUGUGCAAGCAGCCCCUCCAGGAGUAUCUCAAAAACAGAAAGUAUAACCGUACAAUUUUGCUGGAGGACAUUAUGUCCAGACUGUUCCCUUGUGAACUUGCGGAGAGGAAGCAGAUACAUGAUGCUGAAAUAGCAGAGCUCUCAAACUUAACAAAGGACAUUCCGAUCUUCGUGUGCACAGUGGCUUUCCCUGGAGUUCCUUGUCCUCUGCACAUAUUUGAGCCUCGUUACCGGUUGAUGAUGCGCAGGUGUAUGGAAACGGGCACAAAGAAGUUUGGAAUGUGUACUUACGAACAUGGAAAAGGGUUUGCAGACUAUGGUUGCAUUUUAGAGAUUCUGGGUCUGGAUCUCCUUCCUGAUGGCAGGUCUUAUGUGGACACCAUAGGAAGGAACCGCUUCCGGGUUACAAAGAGAGGUCAAAGAGAUGGCUACCACACAGCAGACAUAGAAUAUUUGGAGGACCAAAAAGUAGAAGGUGCAGAGCUGGAGCUCGUGCAGCGCUUGCACGAUAGCAUUUAUCAGCAGGCCUGUGACUGGUACCGUCGGCUGAAUCCGAGAAUCCGGGAUCAGAUCAACAAGCAGUAUGGCCACAUGCCCGAGAGGGAGGACAACAUUCAGGCCUCCCCCAGCGGGCCGUCCUGGUGCUGGUGGCUGCUCUCCGUGAUGCAGCUGGACCCAAUGUACCAGACCACGGUGCUGUCGCUGACGUCCCUCAGGGACCGGCUGGGACACCUGCGCGUCGUUCUGGAGUAUUUCUCUCAAAGCUAAAACAAGGGAAUGUCAGGCUGGAUUACUCUGGCUCUCUCCUGGCGUGAAGUUAACGUCACACGAACGCCAGGAACACUGCCUUACUUGGAAUAAUCUUAGUUUUGAUAAGCUUUUAAGCAUUUGUGCGUAAUCUUAUUGACCUCAUCAUCACUACAUGUGUCACAGGCGUCUCCUUUCAGUAGAUAGCGCUGGGAGAUCAUUCAGCUCAUAGCGUCUCACUUGUGGAGUUUUGCGUAUUUCAACAGCACUCCUAAGGCCUUUAUUUUGAUGUCCAUUAACAUCUGUAAACGCAAGAUGUUUUCACACAAACAUUUAUUUAGUGCUGGGAAACAAAACAUACACAAGACGUUAAUGAUCAAUUAUUGACUAGUUAGGAAGAGAGAUCUCCCACUGCUGCAUAAAGUUGUGAAGUGUGGCACAGCACUUUGACUUUUGAGUAACUAAAAAAAAACGUUUGGUUGCACAGAAAGUUAGUUUAAUUCCUCUUAAAGAAUACCAGAAAAGAUCAGAUUGUUUUGUCACCGUAUUUUUUUGUUUUUGUUAUUUUACUUUUAAAUAAUUUGCUAAAAUUUCAGCAAAUUAUUAGUUAUCAUAGAAAAAAACAUAUUUCAGUAACACUAAAUCAUGUCAUGAAGUUGUAACCAUUUUAGUUUUAAGCUAAACCUGUGGCUUACAACACAAGGUACAUAAGCACAUGAAUCCAAAGAACAUGUUAAGUAAAUAGAUUUUUUUCAUUAACUCAGUAUUUCAAGGAAACUCUGAGUUUAGCCUUUUCACAAGUUUGGUGCCUGAGAGUUUCAAGUCUUAUUUUCUGGUACACUUUAAGAUUCAAAGACCUAGUAUUUUAUUACUGUAUGUUUUUGGUACUUAUGGAAGUGAAAUGUGACCCAUGUACAAUAUUCAACAUAUUGACACCACGAACUGGAAAAAGAAAGUAUUUUUAUAUUAUUCUAGCAUUUUGUAUUUUGACAUUUAAAAUUCACCAUCAAUUCGGAAGUGCACAUAUUCAAUAAGCAUUUGUCGAGGUUUGUACACAUGUACAAAGACUUUGUAUCUGUUAGUAGUUCAUUGGCAUACAAAUUCUAAAAAAUAUAUUUUUUUCUAUUCUAGAACAUGGCAUGUAAAAUUCCACAAAAAAAGAUAAGGGUUAAACUCAAUGCAGAGCACAAUUGCAAAUUAGACUAAAGCACUUGAAAUUAAGAUUUCAUUACAUGCCAAGGAAAGGACUGAAACAUCAGAUACAGCCUACUGACUGCAGCAGACUACUAUAGCAGACAGUGGAAUGAGAAAUGUUUACUGUGCUCUCUUAUGUGUAAGUUCUGUUAGAGCUAUUUAGUCAUGUACAGUUAUAUUUCAUAGUCCGCAAAAUGAAAACUGAAAAUUUGAGAAUUUGUAGUUUGAGAAAUGUAGUGCUUUCUUGCAGAAAAUUAAUCUUAAAGGUUGUACACAUUGUUUUUCUGUUUAAAACGACAGAGGAUCAUUUUUUGGUUUUAUUCCUGCUAACCCUACAAUGUAAUGCUGGACUAAAAUUUCAGAUACUUUACUCAAAGUAACAUGAUUGUCAACUUUGCUAGAAGCACCUCAAAACAACAUUGCUAUUAAAAUCUCUGCAAAAUGUAAUUUCUCACCCACUUACAGUACAUGUACAAUGUCACACCUUUUGAUAUAUGUAUAAGUCAUUUUUAUAAGGAUUAAUUUGGGUUGUUACUUCUCCCUUUUGUAACCCAUUUGCUACUACACAUUUGUGUUAUUUUUGGCAUAGUUAAAAACACUUUACUGCUAAGACCACUGUGCACCCUCAUAGAAUAACUAUGUAAACAGAAUUGUGGUGGACCUUCCUGGCUUUGUUAAAGUUGAAGGAUCCACCUGUAAGUCUCAUAUAAUGCUUUUGUAGAAAAUUGAGACCUAUUGGAAAAAUUCUACUUCACAUAGUUGUAGUAAGGCAUUGAUUAUCAAGGCUGGGCUAAUCAAUAAACAUUUUAUAUCCCAGUUGAUAUUUGGAGCCAUAAAAAAAUAACAAAUUACACUUUAUGCUAUUUUAUUUGCAUGUUUACUAGAAUAAGUAAUAAAACCAUAUAUGAUUAUUUAUACAGAUUUACAAUACAUUCUAGUGUGGACUUAGAAACUGGUGAAAUUGCUAGGAUUUGAAAUGCUUAAGUUUUUAUUCUUAUGCUAUGAUUGACUAAUAUAAUAGUUAAAUAUACAGUAUUGUAUAAAGAACAAAACAAUUACACCACUAGGCUUUUUACAUUAUCUAGAAAAUUAAACUUAGAUUAUUUGGAACAUCUUGAGGAAGCUAUUCAGCCAAAAGGGAAACUUUUGAAGGGUAUUUAAUCUGUUAGACUAAUCAGCUUGGUACUAUUACUACAGAAGGGGAGGAUGUCUUUAAAAGUAUUAUUGGUUUCAGACGUGGUAUGUAUUUUAUAGUUUUUGGAAAAGUAGGCAUUGUGUUUCCAUUGCACUUUAAACAUUUUAAAAUUGAGAAUUCAUUUUUUUACUGGUUGUGGCCAAAGCUGAUUAGUUCGAUCCUGACAGAUUGAAACCUACAAUAUGCCUUUUUUGUUUUAUGAAUGCCAACAUUUUUGCACUGCAACUAUGCUUUGCAUGUCUAUUAAUGUUCAGGGAUUUCUUUCUUUUGGAUAUGCAUUUGCAAAUAUUUUCACAUUAUUUGGUGUAUAGCAUCCUUAAGCAUCAGUGGGUGUUCUGGACCAAUUUCACAUAUCCAAAUCCAGUACAGUAAAAAUUAGAAACAAUUAGUGCUUUUCUGUUUAGAGUAUUAUGUUAUUCUUUAUAGUUCACAUUGUUAAUAUCAGUGUGUCGAAACUAAAUAAGACAUUUUAAAUUAAAAUUUUGGUGUUGAAGUGAAUUUAUUGGUUUCACUUUAUGUCAGCUGAAGAUGUAUAUUUCUAACUGUUGAAGAAAUCUUGUUUGUAAUGGAAUACAUACGUCUGCACACAAACAUGUUUUACAAUGACUUGCAAAUAUUUAGUUAUGAUAUAUAAUAAAGCUGUUUAUAAUUCA